Molecule: messenger RNA, 2475 nt
Organism: Miscanthus lutarioriparius
Lineage: Eukaryota; Viridiplantae; Streptophyta; Magnoliopsida; Poales; Poaceae
Source: the annotation of a GenBank genome assembly
AUGCGGCCUUUGUGGCGAAGCUCCGGGCACUGUGCGGCCCUCGGCUGCUUCCUCUUCUUCCUCCUCCUCCCGCUGCUGUCCCGCGGCGCGGACAUGCCGGUGGGGUCGACCCUGUCGCCGGGCAACUCGGCGACGUGGACGUCGCCCAACAACACCUUCUCGCUCGGCUUCACGGCGUCCGCGUCCUCCCCGUCGCUCUUCGUCGCCGCGAUCUCCUACGCCGGCGGCCUCGUCAACGGCUCCGGGGCCGUGCUCUGGUCGUCCAACACGGGGGGGCAGAACGUGUCCGCCGCGGCCGUCCAGGAGAGCGGCAACCUCGUGCUCAAGGACUCCCGCGGCGCCACGCUGUGGCAGUCGUUCGACCACCCCACGGACACGGUGGUGAUGUCGCAGAACUUCACCUCCGGGAUGAACCUCACCUCGGGCUCCUACGUCUUCUCCGUCGACAAGGGCACGGGCAACCUCACGCUCCGGUGGACCAGCGCCGCCACCACCGUCACCUACUUCAACAAGGGGUACAACACCUCCUUCACGGGGAACAGGACGCUGAGCUCGCCCACGCUCACGAUGCAGACCAACGGCAUCGUCUCCCUCACCGACGGCACCCUCACCUCCCCCGUCGUCGUCGCUUACAGCAGCAACUACGGCGAGAGCGGCGACAUGAUGCGGUUCGUGCGCCUCGACGAGGACGGCAACUUCCGCGCCUACAGCGCCGCCCGGGGCAGCAACGCCGCCACGGAGCAGUGGUCGGCGGUGGCGGACCAGUGCCAGGUGUUCGGCUACUGCGGCAACAUGGGCGUGUGCAGCUACAACGGCACGGCGCCCGUGUGCGGGUGCCCGUCGCAGAACUUCCAGCUCACCGACCCUUCCAAGCCGCGCGGCGGGUGCACGCGCAAGGUCGACCUCAACAGCUGCCCCGGCAAUUCCACCAUGCUCCAGCUCGACAACACGCAGUUCCUCACCUACCCGCCGGAGAUCACCACGGAGCAGUUCUUCGUCGGGAUCACCGCUUGCCGCCUCAACUGCCUCUCGGGAAGCUCCUGCGUCGCGUCCACCGCGCUCUCCGACGGCUCGGGCCUCUGCUUCCUCAAGGUCUCCAACUUCGUGAGCGGCUACCAGUCGGCCGCGCUGCCCAGCACGUCCUUCGUCAAGGUCUGCUACCCGCCGCUGCCCAACCCGGUCCCGGGCAGCACCGCGGGCGGGAACUCGCGCGGCGGCCCCGGCGUCCGCGCCUGGGUCGUGGCGGUCGUGGUCCUGGGCGUGGUGUCCGGUCUGGUGCUCUGCGAGUCGGCGCUGUGGUGGUUCUUCUGCCGGCACAGCCCCAAGUACGGGCCGGCGUCGGCGCAGUACGCGCUGCUGGAGUACGCGUCGGGCGCGCCCGUGCAGUUCUCGUACCGCGAGCUGCAGCGGUCCACCAAGGGGUUCAAGGAGAAGCUGGGCGCGGGGGGGUUCGGCGCCGUGUACCGCGGCGUGCUGGCGAACCGGACGGUGGUGGCGGUGAAGCAGCUGGAGGGGAUCGAGCAGGGGGAGAAGCAGUUCCGGAUGGAGGUGGCCACCAUCAGCAGCACGCACCACCUGAACCUGGUCCGCCUCAUCGGCUUCUGCUCCGAGGGCCGGCACCGGCUGCUGGUGUACGAGUUCAUGAAGAACGGCUCGCUGGACGCGUUCCUCUUCGGUGACGGGAAGAUGCCGUGGCCGACGCGGUUCGCCGUGGCCGUGGGCACGGCGCGGGGCAUCACGUACCUGCACGAGGAGUGCCGCGACUGCAUCGUGCACUGCGACAUCAAGCCCGAGAACAUCCUCCUGGACGAUCACUUCAACGCCAAGGUCUCCGACUUCGGGCUGGCCAAGCUGGUGAACCCCAAGGACCACCGCCACCGCACGCUCACCAGCGUGCGCGGCACCAGGGGCUACCUGGCGCCGGAGUGGCUGGCCAACCUGCCCAUCACGGCCAAGUCCGACGUGUACAGCUACGGGAUGGUGCUGCUGGAGACCGUCAGCGGCCGCCGCAACUUCGACGUGUCGGAGGAGACCGGGCGGAAGAAGUUCUCGGUGUGGGCGUACGAGGAGUACGAGAGGGGAAACCUCGCCGGCAUCCUCGACAGGAGGCUCCCCGCGGAGGACCUCGACAUGGCGCAGGUGGAACGCGCGCUGCAGGUGAGCUUCUGGUGCAUCCAGGAGCAGCCGGCGCAGCGCCCGUCCAUGGGGAAGGUGGUGCAGAUGCUGGAAGGGGUCAUGGAGCUGGAGAGGCCGCCGCCCCCGAAGUCGUCCGACAGUUUCCUGAGCACCACCACGGCCACCAGCGGCGUCAGCUCCAGCAUGGUCUCGACGGUCGUCUCGUCGGGGCCCCCGGUCGCGCCCGCGCCAUCGCCCAACCUGGAGCAUGAGAUGGCGCUGGGACGAUCCGAGUCGGCCAGGAACCGUGAGCGGGUGUCGCGGCAGCUGCUGUCGCCGCAGCCGUACAUGACGAUGUAA